CGGGCGGGAGGGCUAUGGCGCAGGCGGGUUGCGGGGCCGGCGCUGGUAGAUGGGCCCGGUGCAUGGCGGUCUGUCGGCGGAGUCGGCCUCGGGGGCUGUCAGAUUUGUGACCUAAAAGGAAAUUUCUUCACCCAGCUGUGGCUUCCAGGGGUGCCCAAAACCAAAAUUCAUGCCUGAGAGUGAAAGCAGCAGUGUGCCAUGGAAAACUUGGGACUGCAGACGGUGACCCUCAGUGAUGGGACAACAGCCUUCAUCCAACAAGCUGUCAAAGGAGAGAAGCUACUUGAAGGGCAAGUGAUUCAGCUCGAGGAUGGAACCACAGCCUAUAUCCAUCAAGUGACAGUCGAGAAAGAAUCUCUUUCCUUUGAAGAUGGACAGCCUGUACAGUUAGAAGAUGGUAGCAUGGCCUAUAUACACCGCACACCCAAAGAAGGCUAUGACCCUAAUGCCCUGGAAGCUGUCCAGUUAGAAGAUGGCUCCACUGCCUACAUCCACCACCCAGUGGCCAUGCCCUCUGACAGUACUGUUCUGGCUGUACAGACAGAAGUGGGCCUGGAGGAUCUGGCAGCAGAGGAGGAUGAAGCCUUCAGUGCAGAUGCCGUGGUGGCCCUGGAGCAAUAUGCCAGCAAGGUGUCUGAUGUGGAGGAGGGCGUCCAUUCCCAGCUGAAGGUGGAUGAGUCUGCUGCUUCCCAGGUCCUGCACAAUAACCAGCCACCUCACAAUGGCAAAGGGCAGCAGGUUGGAGAUAGAGCAUUCCGCUGCGGGUACAAGGGCUGUGGCCGCCUUUACACCACCGCUCAUCAUUUGAAAGUACAUGAACGAGCCCACACAGGUGAUCGGCCGUACAGGUGUGACUUUGCCAGCUGUGGAAAGGCCUUUGCCACAGGUUAUGGUCUGAAGAGCCACGUGCGUACCCAUACUGGUGAGAAGCCAUACAAAUGCCCAGAGGAACUGUGCAACAAGGCCUUCAAGACAUCAGGAGACCUACAGAAGCAUGUCCGCACCCACACUGGUGAACGCCCAUUCCGGUGUCCCUUUGAGGGCUGUGGCCGAUCUUUCACUACAUCUAACAUCCGAAAGGUACAUGUCCGCACUCACACGGGGGAGAGGCCCUACACCUGCCCGGAGCCCCACUGUGGCCGUGGCUUCACCAGUGCCACCAACUACAAGAACCACGUGCGCAUUCACACAGGGGAGAAGCCGUACGUCUGUACUGUUCCGGGCUGCGGCAAGCGCUUCACUGAGUACUCAAGCCUGUACAAGCACCACGUGGUGCACACACACUGCAAGCCCUACACCUGCAGCAGCUGUGGCAAGACCUAUCGGCAGACCUCCACCCUGGCCAUGCACAAGCGCAGCGCCCAUGGUGAGCUAGAGGCCACCGAGGAGAGCGAGCAGGCCCUUUAUGAGCAGCAGCAGCUGGAAGCUGCUUCUGCAGCUGAGGAGAGCCCCCCGCCCAAAAGGUCUCACAUCACUUUCCUAUCAGAGGUGAAAGAGGAGGGGGACAUCCCAGCACAGGUGACCAUGGUGACAGAGGAGGAUGGGGCUCCCCAGGUGGCGCUGAUCACCCAGGAUGGUACCCAACAGGUCAGUCUGUCCCCUGAAGACUUGCAGGCCCUAGGAAGUGCCAUCAGUAUGGUGACCCAUCAUGGUGGCACAGCCCUCACCAUUCCCAGCCCUGAAGACCUCGGCACCUCCAGCACACAUACUGUCACCAUGGUCAGCGCCGACGGCACCGAGACGCAGCCAGUUACCAUCAUAACCUCCGGGGCCAUGGUGACUGAGGAUUCAGCUGUAGCAUCCCUUCAUCACCAGCAGGUGGCACUGCUGGCCACGGCCAAUGGAACUCACAUUGCAGUGCAGCUGGAGGAGCAGCAGACUUUGGAGGAGGCCAUUAGUAUGGCUACCGCCGCCAUGCAGCAGGGGGCUGUGACCCUGGAGACAUCUAUAUCAGAGAGUGGCUGUUGAGACCCUAGAGCAAGCUGGGUCCCACACAGUGGCGAAGAAGAUGCCAUAUGGUACAGGCCUCACUGUCUCCAAGCAUCCAGGCUGUGGAUGAGCCAUGGAAGGUGGCCACGUAGAGGUCGCUGAGCCAGAGGAAGCAGCGUUGACAGCAGCAUAGUUGGGGGAAAGGGAAUGGUUUUGCCAUCAAUAAGGGUGGCAGCCAAAAUGGAGGAGUUCUAGACAUCCUCAGAAGAUGAGAAGGACCCAGUGGGUCACUAGACUGCCCUGGGACUCCCACUGAAGCCUGCCUGGGUGCUCCUCUUCCUCAUGAGAACACCCUGUUGCCCCUUACCCCUUUCCUUGGGACAGUGAGUAGAGGUCAAGGAUGCCUUGGGGGCUGGCCUUCUGCCCUCAGGUAGUUGCUUCCCACUAUGUGGGAGGCCCCAGCAGAGGCAGGGGAGAGGGGAGCACCUGGCUCCACCAGAGGAUGUUCUGGAGCCCCUCUAGCCACAUACAGCAAUAACUAUGGCAGAGGGGAGCCGAGAUGUCCAGGCAAACGGCAAGAAUUUCCUGAGGGGGCUAUGGCAGACAGGAGGAAAGAAGCAGUCUCCCUCAGCCCACUCUCAGCCAUUCAUACUGUGGCUGGAGCAAAGAGUGGUCCCUGCACUUAGAUUGCUGGGUUUGGGAUUUGUGUGUGUGAGUGGUUUUGUUUGUUUUUUAAUUCAAUUUUUAUAAUUUUUUUUCUGCUAAGGGUGAUGGUGGCGAGUGGGUGGAUGCUUAUUUAAUAAAAGUCCCAAAUUUC
This is a messenger RNA of Phascolarctos cinereus (koala), 2746 nucleotides long. The record is from RefSeq and is a predicted model, not a curated record. NCBI's taxonomy places the organism in Eukaryota, Metazoa, Chordata, Mammalia, Diprotodontia, Phascolarctidae.